UCCGUUCAACUCUCUGUCUUCUUCCGAUAUUUUCCCGAUAUCAUUCCCGCCCCCCAUUUACUCGCGAUAUCUCUCUCACCUUCUCUCUCUCUCUCUCUCUCUCUCUCUCUCUCUCUCUCUAAGCUCCCACCAAUUUCAAAAGUUAAAUAGGCCAAAGAGGAGAAGGAGGAGGAGCCAGCUGAACAAAACAGAACAGAAGUUGCAGACUCAGGAAGACGAAGACGAAGACGAAGACGAAGGCGAAGGAGAGGGAAUAACCGCUUUAAAUUACCAUUCUGCCACAUCCUUUAUUACCCACCCACCACCUUCAUUCCCUCUUCCUUUUCCUUUGCGUUUUCCGUCUAUAUAACUCAGUUUCGUAACCCAAAAGCCUCUCUCUAUUUCUAAAUACCAAAAACCCCCUACCAUUCCUUUUCACUACACUUUCCCAUCAAUUCAAGCUAUCUCUAUUUCCUUUCACUCCAAUCUCGUAUUCAAUGUGACCCCCUCCUUCCUUCCUUCUCAAUUAAUCUCUCGAUCUUCGAUCUCCCUCGUUCUGUGAAGCAGCUGUAUCCUUACCUCUAAUGGACAAUUGAAAGAAGAAGAAGGGAAUCGUUUGGGAGUCAAAAUGCGGGUGAAGGAAAUGCAUCCUCUUUGCUGUAUCUCGCUGGAGAGUCCCGGAAUCGGUAAUCAGUCACCAGACGCUUCGCUUUCCAGGACUAGGAGUCUGCCAGCGAGUUUUGCUGCGGUCGGAUCUGAGCGCAAUGCCGGUGGGCGGGCUCGGGGAUCGGAGGCCACCGUGGCUGGGAUCCUCUAUAAGUGGACCAAUUACAGCAAGGGGUGGAGAUCGCGUUGGUUCCUCUUGAGAAAUGGUGUCCUCUCUUACGCCAAGAUCCGGUGGCCGGAAAACCUCAAUCUCCUCACGCCGACCGACGACGUCAGGUUGAUUGGCGAAAUCUCAACUAACCGAUUGGCGAGGAUGGACAGCGGGAGUACCGUGCGUCGGAAGAACCAGAAAUCUGCGUCUGGCGUAGUCCACCUCAAGGUUUCGUCCUUUAGAGAGAGCAAAUCAGACGAUCGGCGGUUCUAUAUCUUUACUGCUACCAAGACUCUCCAUCUGAGAACUGAUUCGAGGAAAGAUCGGGAGGCGUGGAUGCGAGCAUUGGAAUCGACUCGUAGCUUGUAUCCGAUUAGAUCACUGAAGGAUGAUAUUUCUCUUGUACCCACUGAUAUAUCUAUAUCAACUGAGAGCCUGAAAAAGCGUUUGCUCGAGGAAGGAACUGCUGAGAACGUUGUGAAGGAGUGUGAGCAAAUAAUGCUCUCUGAAUUCUCGAGAAUGCAAGGGCAACUUCAAAUUCUUUGUGAAGAGCGAUCAAAUUUGCUUGAUACAAUAAGGCAGUUGGAGGCAGCUAAUAUUGAACCCGAGGCCUCUGGGCUCCAUGAUGGUGAAUACCAGUUAACUAAGCAUGAAUUUUCAAGUUUAGGACGUGGAAAGUAUAGUGAAUGCAGUACAACUGAAUCAUCUGAAGAUAUUGAGAAGCAGGAGAUGGAAGAAGUGUCAGAUGAAGAUGAAAUCUCAUACUAUGACACUGAAGAGUGCUUUGCAGAACCUGGUUUCAGGUGUGGGUCAUCAGGACCUCUGGUUCCAGCGGGCAAGCCUGGGGAAACCGAUGCACAAUGCAUUGAUCUCAAGAAAAUUCAGCCUGAAAAGGCAGUCUAUAAUUCUAGUUAUCCUCAGAUUACAAGACGAAGAAAGCUUCCUGAUCCUGUUGAGAAAGAGAAGGGUGUUAGUCUUUGGUCAAUGAUCAAAGAUAAUGUGGGAAAGGAUCUCUCUCGCAUUUGCCUUCCUGUGUACUUUAAUGAGCCAAUAUCUUCCCUUCAGAAAUGUUGUGAAGACCUCGAAUACUCUUACCUUUUGGACCGAGCUUAUGAGUAUGGAAAAUCAGGAAACGGUCUCCUUCGGGCACUGAAUGUUGCAGCCUUUGCAGUUUCUGGAUAUGCAUCAUCUGAAGGUCGUCACUGUAAACCCUUUAAUCCUUUGUUAGGGGAAACUUAUGAAGCUGAUUAUCCUGAUAAAGGAAUUCGCUUCUUUUCUGAAAAGGUCAGUCAUCAUCCAACUCUCAUUGCCUGCCACUGUGAAGGUAGGGGAUGGAAGUUUUGGGGUGACAGUAACAUUCAUUCAAAGUUUUGGGGCAGGUCAAUUCAGCUUGACCCAGUGGGAGUUCUGACCAUAGAAUUUGACGACGGUGAAAUAUUUCAGUGGAGUAAGGUCACUACAUCAAUUUACAAUCUUAUACUUGGUAAAAUAUACUGUGAUCAUCAUGGAAACAUGGACAUACGCGGUAAUCGCCAGUAUUCAUGCAGGCUUAAGUUUAAAGAGCAGUCUAUUCUUGACCGAAAUCCUCACCAGGUGCAUGGAUUUGUUGAAGAUGUUACGGGGAAAAAAGCUGCCACAUUAUUUGGCAAGUGGGAUGACAGCAUGUUCUAUGCUAUUGGUGAUGGGAAUGUCAAGUCCAAACAUGUAACUUCAUCAGAUGCACCGUUGUUGUGGAAAAGGAGUAAACCUCCAACUAAUCUCACUCGGUACAAUAUGACAUCAUUUGCUAUCACUCUGAACGAGCUUUUGCCAGGACUGAAGGAGAAGCUCCCGCCCACGGAUUCCAGGAUGAGACCAGAUCAGCGGCAUCUAGAGAAUGGGGAAUAUGAGAAGGCGAAUUUGGAGAAGCAAAGGCUGGAGAAGAGGCAAAGAAUGUCUAGGAAAAUCCAAGAAAAUGGUUGGAAACCUAAAUGGUUCCAAAGAGAUGGUGAAAAUGGAACAUUUCGAUACGUAGGCGGGUAUUGGGAAGCCAGAGACCGAGGAAAAUGGGAUGGAUGCCCAAAUAUAUUUGGUGAAUUUAAUGGAGACACAGUUGCUCCUUUGGAUGCAUCUUGAUUAUUUCAGUUCAGUUAAUGGUAAAGAAGGCAGAAUUCAUACAGGGCAGUGUGUUAAGACAGGAUGAAGGUGACAGUAGAACCUCGUAAAAUGGUGCCCUCUAGUUCUCAGCAUAAAGCUUCGUUAUUGAUUGCCCUUUUGUUGCUGAUAUAUGGAAAUGGAAGUGAUCAUAAACCAGAACAAAGGGGGUAAACUUGAAAUAACGCAACUCUUUUUUUUUUUUCCCCUUAUAGUUGCUUAGCAAAUAUGAGAUUUACUUUGGAAUAUAGCCUAGGUCAGCUGGACGACUUUUGUAAUUUUUUUUCCUUGACCUCAGAAGCGUAUUACUUGAAUGUAUUUUUAGCUCUGCAGUUUUUUUUUUGGGUCUAGUCAUAAUCUCUCUGAGAAAAGAACUCAGCUUAGCGAAGGUGCAUCAGGGCGUGUCCUCUCACUAUGUUAGGAUUAGUGCAGUAUUAUGCCUUUUUUAUUUUUCAGAAUAAGAAUGUUGUUGUUUGUAUGUAGCCGUGUUAUAUCCACUUAAUGUAUGAUUCCCUCUGAUAUCUAUAGUACUUGCCUUCGUGGCUUGUAAUUUUAUCAGAAACAAUAGAUUACAAGGUAUAUUUUCCUUCCUAAAUAAAUUGAUUCUUUUUUGUUA
This is a messenger RNA of Prosopis cineraria, 3545 nucleotides long. Its product is annotated as oxysterol-binding protein-related protein 2A-like. Bases 608 to 2911 code for a protein of 767 amino acids. Gene Ontology annotation, molecular function: sterol binding. Gene Ontology annotation, cellular component: membrane; cytosol; intracellular membrane-bounded organelle. Lineage: Eukaryota; Viridiplantae; Streptophyta; Magnoliopsida; Fabales; Fabaceae. The transcript has 11 exons. The record is from RefSeq and is a predicted model, not a curated record.